CCCCGCCCCUUCCGAAGCCCCGCCCCGCCUGAGCCGGCAGCCGCUGCGUCCCCGGGGCAGCCUCACCUCCGCCAGUCCCCGCGCGGCCGCCGGGCGACCCUCCUGCGGCCGGACGACGCCCAGCGCCCCGCGGCGGCCACUCGCCGGCAGCCGGAGCGGGAGGGCGAUGCGCCUGGAGACCGCCGCGGGAGAAGCGCCCUCCGGAGGGGACGAGCGCGGGGACGCGCAGAACAAGCCCUGGGAGAAGCUGAGGAGCCUGGUGCAGUGGUCGCCCUGCGUGGUCUCCUUCCGGAAGCGCUACCCCUGGGUUCAGCUCGCUGGCCAUGCAGGUAACUUCAAGGCCGGGGAUUUGGGCCACGUCUUGAAGAGACACUGCUCCAACGAGCAGCAGUGCCUGGAGCGCCUGGGGGGCGAUGCGUUGCAGCCCUUCGUCCCAGCAUAUUAUGGGAUGGUGGAGCACGAUGGGGAGCCCUAUAUCCAGAUGGAGGACCUGCUUUCCGGCUUUGAGAACCCUUCCAUCAUGGACUGCAAAAUGGGCGUCAGGACGUACCUGGAAGAGGAGCUGGAGAAGGCGAGGCAGCAGCCCUGCCUGCGCCACGACAUGUAUGACAAGAUGGUAGCAGUGGACCCUUCCGCUCCCACCCCAGAGGAGCACGCCCAGCGUGGCGUGCUGAAGCCCCGCUACAUGCAGUGGAGGGAAUCGCUCAGCUCCACCAGCUCCCUCGGGUUCCGCAUCGAGGGCAUCAAGAGGGCCAGUGGCACCUGCAGCACCAGCUUUAAGAGGACCCGGAAACCUGAGCAGGUCGUGGAGGCCUUUUGGGACUUCCUGGACAAGGACAAACGCCUACUGAGCAGUUACCUGGACCAGCUGCAGGAGGUGAGGGCGGCACUGGAUCAGUCCAAGUUCUUCGAGGCACACGAGGUGGUAGGCAGCUCCCUCCUUUUUGCGCAUGACAAAACGGGCCUUGCCAGAGUCUGGAUGAUUGACUUUGGCAAGACGGUGCCGCUGCCUGACAAACAGACUCUGACCCACCGGCUGCCCUGGGUGGAAGGCAACCGUGAAGACGGAUACCUGUGGGGCUUGGAAAAUCUCAUGGCAAUCAUGCAGAGCAUGCUGGGAAAACCAGACAGCGCCACGGACGCAGGCCCGACGUAACCAGAGGAGCAACAUAUUGCCAGCUUAGUCCCAGUGACUCUGACUUAGUUUCAGCCAGAGACCCCAGGAAUGUCUAGGCUGGGACUGCAGCUACCGGAAGAACCUGGCAGCAGCAUUCCGAAUGCCCAGCAGUCAAUCCUUAUGGAAGCGCAGGUGGCCAGAGGCCCCCAGGACAGAGUUGGGGUCCUGGCCUAUCUCUUGGAAGCCGCAACCCCAAUGUACAGAGAAUACCCUGGCGCUUUGAGAAGGCAGCAAAGCUACAAUUUUUGAACGAGCGGAAGGAAGAGAGUUAAGAGUACCAACGCUGACAUUUCUUCUUAAAAGAGGAGGGGGCACUUCUCAAACACCCAUCGAUCAAGAGGCUUUAUGGUGCAAAGCCCUCUUGGGCAUCUUUCCAUGCUUGGAAAAAACAGCUCAGCCGAAGAACUUCCAUGUCACGCGCUGGAUGUAAAUGUGUAUAGAAACAUCAUGAUGAAAAUGGUUCCUUUUGACCUUCCUUUCAACCGUGAGACAUGCCCUGUCUCUGCACUAGGAAUACAAAGGGGGAUCGCUAGGAAGGCUCUUCUUUAUUGGUUCCCCUUCAUUAACCAAUCAAAAGAACACCUAGAAUGGCAAGCCUGAUUGGGGAGGCUUGCAGGGCUGAUUAAAUAAAUACGUUCAAACGAUCCACGGCUGGCACUCUAGGUCAGAGAUCCCCAACCUUUCUGGGUUGGCAGCCUGGAAUGGGGGGGGGUGAGAAAGAGGGGGCGAUUUGGGGGGGGGCACAUGCAUGGGUUGAGCGCCUGGGGUGUUUGAGACGAUGCUCACGCAAGUGGGGCUGUAAAUGCUCGUGAUGUAGUGACGCUCACUCAAGUGGGGCUGUGAGCGAGCACAAAUGCAUGCAGACUGGCUGGCCCUCAUGCAGACAGGUAGUGAUUAGGCCACUUCCUGGUAGUGGCCCAUGGCCCACAGGUUAGGGACCCCUAAUCCAAGAAAAAUCUGGAAAGAGCAUCUCAAAUUCAAAAUGACCUUUGCCUUGCUGGCUCCUUGGAGGUGGGAACUUCAAAGCAUCCAAAACAAGCCAUUUCUUACAGUCACUUGGCACAGAAGGAGGAAGGAGAGGCUGUUUUAAAAGCUAGGCAUUUUAAGGUAAAGUUUGUGGGCCGGCUGUAAAGAGUGAGGGAGUUGUGACGGCUAAGAGGGAGGGAAAAGCAACCAGCGAGGCUCUGAAUAUCACCCAGUCCAAGGCCCAACGUGUCUUUAUUAACACCAGCACAGGGUGAAAAGGCAGGCCGUCACUUGACUUUCACACCAGCAUUUCUAUUCCCCCCUGCUUUGUUUCAAAGUUGGCUUCAUUUAUAAUCAGAACAGUAAGCUAUUCUAAUUUCUAAA
This is a messenger RNA of Thamnophis elegans (Western terrestrial garter snake), 2527 nucleotides long. It is a transcript of the gene ITPKC, whose product is annotated as inositol-trisphosphate 3-kinase C. Gene Ontology annotation, cellular component: nucleus; cytoplasm. Gene Ontology annotation, biological process: inositol phosphate biosynthetic process. Gene Ontology annotation, molecular function: inositol-1,4,5-trisphosphate 3-kinase activity; inositol tetrakisphosphate kinase activity. The transcript has 7 exons. The record is from RefSeq and is a predicted model, not a curated record. The coding region runs from base 167 to 1156 and encodes 329 amino acids. Lineage: Eukaryota; Metazoa; Chordata; Lepidosauria; Squamata; Natricidae.